Molecule: messenger RNA, 2409 nt
Organism: Asparagus officinalis (garden asparagus)
Lineage: Eukaryota; Viridiplantae; Streptophyta; Magnoliopsida; Asparagales; Asparagaceae
Product: D-inositol 3-phosphate glycosyltransferase
Exons: 2
Coding region: 912-2384 (490 amino acids)
Source: RefSeq, a predicted model, not a curated record
AUUUGCUAUAUAUAUUGCUUGAUAUCAUGGUCUUGUAAAUAGUUUGGUAGUUGCAUAAACAAAAGGCUAAAAUAUCAAAAGGCCCCCAAAGUUUUAACCCCUCAUAACUAUGAAAGUAUCGGAAGAUCCCCCUUAAUAUAAGUUUGGCGUAGCGACUGAUCACUCAUGACCUUUACCCAGACGGAGGCUCUCAACACAUCCGCGUGAUCUUCUUCACUCACUGAGAUCUAGAGUUGGGUUUAGGGUUCCACGAUGAGGUACGUUCACAUUAUAUAUCUGAAGCUGCUAAAAGUUUUUCCAUUUUUAACAAUUUCUACAGGUCUGAAUGAAACCUGAUCUUUGGGGGUAACAAUCGUUCCUUUUGUAAUGUUUGAGUUCUACACGCCAAAUCUAGUGAGAGGAAUUCAUUGUUAGCGGUUUGGAAUGCACUACAGAGAUGCACUACUGAAAUGUUAAUUCAAUAACCGUAUCCACCUGCAAAUUACAAGGAGUCGUAUGAUACAAAAAGAUUAUUCAGAAUUUGCUCAUCUUUUGCAAGCUUUAGAAGCAUCAUAAAAAAAUUACAACAAAGUUUAUUGGAAGGUUCCAGUGGGUUUGGCCCGCGUAGAGACGUACUACUAUGUUGCUGAUUGCUUAGUUUACACGGAGAUUUAAUAGUCUAGUUUGACUAUGACGAGUGACAGCCUGUAGGAGUUCGGAAAGGUGCGUCAAAUUUAAUGGAUUGUUGCCUAAAUCUGCCAAAUACUCCGCACUCACAUGGGCAACACUCCUCUCAAGUCAAAUACUACGACCCCUUUCAUAAUUAUUACCUUGGAUCAAUCGAGUUAGUUUACCCCUCUUAUAUAUAUAUUUACCCUACAUACCAAUUACCACUACAGACCUGAUCCCCUUCACUCCUCCGAGCUCCAGCCAUGGCUGCAAAAGAUCGCCUCAACUUCCAAUAUUGCAUGUGUUGUCUUCUCUUUGCUCUCUCUGCUCUCUCAUCAGUCUCGUUCAUUUAUUGGUCUCAAGGCCCUGCUCCCUGUACGAUUGACUCCGUCAUCAGUACCCCACGAGAGUACUACAACCAAUCUUUCAACCUCCUCUCUUUUCCCUCUGCAUGGAACCAACUCUCCUUCUCUCAAAGGCCUCCCCCAAGAAAGCUCAAGAUUGCCCUUUUCGUCAAGAAAUGGCCUCAUCAAAAUCGCGCAGGCGGGCUCGAGCGCCAUGCUUUGACCCUCCAUCUCGCCUUAGCUAGGAGGGGCCAUCAGGUUCAUGUGUUCACCACCUUAUCAAAAAACUCCACGCUCUCGAAUCACCCGGCCUCCAUGAAAAUUCACCAAACCCCCCCUUCCCCCGGUGGUUACCUCAACCAAGCUCUGGCUUGGGAGCAAUUUCGCACCCAAAACAUGACAGGCAAACCUUUUGAUGUGAUCCAUACCGAGAGUGUCGGUCUUUUCCAUGGGCGGGCUAGGAAUAUUAGCAACCUCGCUGUUUCUUGGCACGGGAUUGCUUAUGAAACUAUACACUCCGACAUUGUUCAGGAUCUCUUAAGGAGUCCUAACGCGUCUCGUCAUCCUGGAAUAACAGAGAGAUUACCUAAGGUGAUCGAAGAGGUGAAGUUCUUUCGUGAUUAUGCUCACCAUGUCGCUACGAGUGAUCAUGUUGGCGAUGUGCUCAAGAGAAUUUACAUGAUUCCAGAAGAACAGGUGCAUAUCAUUGUGAAUGGAGUAGACGAAAAGGUAUACAAGCCAUAUUCGAUGAGAGGCGAGGAAUUCAGAAGGAAAGUCGGGGUACCAGACAGUGUGACAUUGGUAAUAGGAAUGGCCGGGAGAUUAGUGAAGGACAAAGGGCAUCCCCUUAUGUUUGAAGCCUUCAAACAGGUUCUUAAUGAGAGUGAGAGCUUUCGAGGUAACGUAGCAGUUGUUGUUGCUGGGAACGGUCCAUGGGGUGGUCGAUAUAAGGAACUAGGUCCAAACUUGCAUGUGCUUGGUCCUUUAGAGCAGCCUCAACUAGCAAUGUUCUAUAACUCUCUCGAUGUCUUCUUAAACCCAACAUUAAGAGCUCAGGGUCUCGAUCACACGUUUAUAGAAGCAAUGCUUUCUGGAUUGCCCGUAAUGGGAACCCGCUUUGCAAGCAUUACGGGCUCCUUAAUAGUGAGUCCAGAUAUCGGCUACACAUUUUUACCGACAGUAGAUUCACUCAAGAAGUCGUUGUACAAGGUAUUAGAAGACGGAAAAGAAGUUCUUAAGAAGAAAGGAGAGAUUGCUAGAAACAGGGCACAGCAUCGUUUUACCGCCACCAAGAUGGCGACUGCCUACGAGAGGCUCUUUCUAUGCAUUUCCAGAGAAGCUGAAGUGAAAGAUGACUAUGAUUAUUGCACAUACCCACUUCCAUUUGAUUAGGCCAAGUGACGUGCUAUUGCUAGAU